AUACCAGAGUUCAAAAGAGGACAAAUUGUUGGUGCACGUCUUGCUGGAGCAUCUGUGACCAAGACAGUAAGACUAAUUAUGAAUUUUUUUUAAAAAAAUUUAAUGUACUUUUAUAUCUUUUUAUUGUUUUAAAUGUAAAUAUGGAUGCUAAGUCUGCUAAGAAAGUUUAAAUUGAAUUCUAUUGAAUUGAAAUCAGUAUAUUUUCUAGUACACUACAAGUACAUUGUGCCUAGUUAUACUCAAGUAUACUUGUUAAAAUGAACUUCAGGUAUACUUUUUGUUAAGGGACAGUACUGAGGCUGAAGGAGGCAGAGGGGUUCCUCAGCAGGUCACAUCUUUGAAACACAAGUUUAAAAAGUUCCAGGGAGGACUAACCAUCAGCACUGGAUCAGGAACAGCACCGAGGUUCUGCUCUGAAGGGUCCACCUCAGGUUUCAGUUGCUGGGUCUGGUUUUGGUCCUGAUCCAAACCUCAUGGCCACAGGUGAGGCUGGAACCAGACCACCGGUCCCAGAUAGUAGAACUCCAGCUGAGGCAGAGCCCCCUCAGCCCAGACUGGACAUUUUCAUUUCUGUCAUGAUGAUUUACAACCAAGAUGUUGGAACAACUUUCUGAGUUUGAGUUUAACCCUCAGAGAACAAACUUWGACUCUCGUCUUUCCCAGUGGAGGUUGGGCUCAACGUGUUURCUGAGGUGGUUUUAUUACAAGGUCCCUUCUCGGUUCUGCUUCCUGUUGUUUUCUGGUCUCUGUCAGGAUCACAGCUUUCUCCUGGCCUGAAAUCCUCUUAUUAGAGUGAAAAUAAAAAGGUGGCUCCAUCUCCUGAAUAAAUUUGCUCCUCUGUGGCCAAACGAACAUCGAGUCCAGACUGAUCCGUCUGAACAGCUGUCCCUUGUUUCUAUGAGCUGAAGGAUGGAGAGAAACCUGCUGCUGCUGCGCUGCAGACGCUGCCGCAGAGCCGUCCUCCAGCUGACGCCUUCAGCUACGGCUGCAGAUGAAAGUUCAGCUGAUGUUUGCACCGUUUGGCAUCUGGGCGUGGACCAGCUGCCGGCCUGGAUCCUGACCUCAGUUCAGCAGUCCCAGUGGACCUCUGGUAAACUGAGCUGCUGCAGCUGCGGCGCUCGACUGGGAGGCUUCAACUUCCUGAAUGGCUGCAAGUGUCCCUGCGGCCAGGACGCCCCGGUCCACCUCAACAAGAGCCGCCUGGAUCGGGACCAGCGCCACCGUGUCCCCAUCGUCCGGCCGAGGAGGACCAGGUCUGAGACUGCGCCUGGUCAGAGUGAGCCCAGCGGGUUUAGCUGUCCGGCGGGGUCCUCAGAUGGACCCCCUGAUGGUUGGGACCUUCAGAGACGCUGCAGUCUGGAUCCUGAUGGAAGCUCUGCAGACCCCAGAGACCGUCUGAGGUCCAGGUCCGGUUCAAAGAGACAGACGUUUGACUCAGAAGCUCCGACUGAUCCUGGAGUUCCUGGAGUUCACACUUUGUCCCAGGACCAGGACCAGGACCAGGACCAGGAGGACAUGGAGUCAGCAUCAGACCCUGAGGAGGUUUUAGGUUCUUCUGUCAGACGGAGGUUCAGCUGUGAUGGAGACACUCUGCUGCAGCAGGAACAGGACUCCUCGCAGCCUGUGAGCUCCUCAGCUGCCGUCAGGCUGAAGAAGAGGGAGAAGAACCGUCUGAAGAGUCAGAAGAGGAAGGAGAGGAGGAGACAAAGAUGGUUGCAGGUUCUGGAGGACCAGGCUGAAAACGGUUCACCGCUGGACUCUGAGGGGGCGGGGCACAGAGACGGCCUCACCUGUCCCGUGUGCCUGGACGUGUUCUUCAGCCCGUACGCCUGCCGGCCCUGCGGACACGUCUUCUGCGAGCCGUGUCUCCGGACGCUCGGCCAGAACCGUGUGACGGACACGCCCUGCCCGCUGUGCCGCGCCCUCAUCGCCAACACCAGCUUCCACAAAGAGCUCGACCAGACGGUAAAAUCUCUCUUCCCGAGACUCUACUCGAGCCGCAAACAGAGCUUCCAGAGCGCGUCGUGCUCUCGCUGGCCUCUGCCCAACGCCAAGAAACCCUUCGGUUGGUUUCAGGAGCACCGACGAGGCGGAGCGAGGUGGAGACGCUGGCACCUGGUCCACGGAGGGUUCACGCCGGGUGCUGUGUACCUGAACGAUCAGGGCUCGCUGACGGGCCUGGUUCUGAUCCACCCCUCCUCGGACUACUGGAUCCUGGGUCUGAAGAUCCUCUGUGUCCUUUUAAUACUGCUCUUUUCUUUUUGUUUAGGUUUUUGAGCUGCAAACAGACAAACUGAUGAGAUCUUGGGGAUAAAUUAAGUGAUCUGAACCUGGACCUGGACCUGGACCCUGCUGCACGAGGACUGGACUGUUUGGAUCCAMGUUUCUUAUUUCUGUAUAAAAAAAAAGAAACAAUGAUCUGAGAUUUUCUACUGUUUGGAUCUAUUAACAGACCAAAAUGUACAGAAAAUGACAGAAUUUGCACUAAUUCUUAAAGGUAAAUUAACUUAAACUGAGCUUUUAUUUUGAAAUGUGRWUUUAGAUUCAUAUUCUGCUACUCUUUCCUGUUUCCAGUUAAAUUUCUCCCUCAUAUUUUGUGCCGUUUGGUUAUAAAAUGUUCAUCUCAAUCUGUUUUUUAUCCUUUUUAGUGACAGUUUAGCUAAUUUUUGUUAUUUGCUAAGUUUUAGUAAAUGUUUGAUUUUACCUACAGUAUUGCUAAAUUUGGCUUUUA
This is a messenger RNA of Austrofundulus limnaeus, 2731 nucleotides long. It is a transcript of the gene rnf180b, whose product is annotated as ring finger protein 180b. Gene Ontology annotation, molecular function: ubiquitin protein ligase activity; ubiquitin conjugating enzyme binding. NCBI's taxonomy places the organism in Eukaryota, Metazoa, Chordata, Actinopteri, Cyprinodontiformes, Rivulidae. Gene Ontology annotation, cellular component: endoplasmic reticulum membrane. The record is from RefSeq and is a predicted model, not a curated record. Gene Ontology annotation, biological process: protein polyubiquitination; positive regulation of proteasomal ubiquitin-dependent protein catabolic process; norepinephrine metabolic process.